CUUUGUGUUUUGGUACAUAUUUCUCCGUGCUGUCAUAGGCUUCAGAUGUCAGCUCGGCGAUGUACAUUCUAACAAAGUUGUGUACAGUGUAUGGAUGUUAUAUGUGAAGAAAGAUAUUAUCGUUUAUAAAUUGAUAAAGUAAUUUAAAGCAUGUCACCGAUAUUAAAACAAGUAUUCGUAUCGGCAUCUCCCCAGUUGGCAGCAAUCUCGGCAGGCGGUCUCAUUGGAUAUCCCAGUGUUCUCUUGCAGCAGUUCAAAAGCAAUGAUAGUUCCAUAAUUGUUGAUGUCCAUACUGCAUCGUGGAUUGCAUCGGUACAUGGAUUAGCUGGAGUUCCAAGUCUUUUCAUUCCGUAUAUCAUGCAACAACAUGGAAGAAAGUUUGGCUUCCACAUUUGCUGUCUCCUAGUCAUUCUUGGGUGGAUCAUCAUAUACUUUGCAAGAAAUGCUACAACAAUCAUUGUUGGGGAGUCCUUCCAAGGCCUUGGCGCUAAAAGCCUCUUAGUUGUCAGCUAUUUGACAAUCAGUGAAAUGGUUGACCCAAAAUAUCGAAAUAUUCUAAUGCUGCUCUAUAAUAUAAACCAAACUGUUGGUGUGACUCUCGUACAUGUUAUGGGCAAGUUUUUGCAUUGGAAAACCAUUAGUUUAACCAUGAUCAUGCCAGUUGCAAUUGGUUUCUUACUGAGCUGUUCUUGGCCGGAGUCACCAGCGUGGUUAGCUUUAAAAGGCAGGUUUGAUGAGUGUAAGAAAUCCUUUAUAUGGCUGCGUGGAGCAGAUGAAGAUGCAAUCACAGAAAUGAAUGCCCUGUUAAAUUCUCAAAUAGAUAAUAGAAAUAACAAACCAAAGAAAACUAAUACAAUCGCAGCGCUUAAAGAAAUUUGGGGUAACAUCACGAGCAGAGACUUUUAUUUACCAAGUUUUCAUAUGUUUAUAUUAUUAUCUGUUUAUUACUGGAGUGGGAACUUAGUGUUUCUUGUGUAUGCUAUGAAUAUGGUGGAGAAUGUGACUAAAAAUGAGGAGUCCGCUUAUAUAGGGAUGGUUGUUAUGGACUGUGUUACGCUAUUAGGCAAUGCGACAGCAUAUAUAUUCUUUAAGUAUUAUAAUAACAAACCUGUACUAUUGUUUAGUGGUAUAGGCAGUGCAGUAUUUCUUCUGGCAUCUUCGAUUGUGUCGUACCUACAAUACCUGGAAAUAGUAUCGGAUGACUCGCUAUUAUGUUUGUACUUCUUAAUAGGAUUUAUGAUAGCUUCUAGUUUGGGAAUUUACACUACACCUUAUGUCAUGUCAUCAGAAAUAAUGCCUAUACAACAUAGAGGUAUAGGCGGUUCAUUGAUGGUUAUAAUUAUAUGUUCUUCCUAUAGUUUUACUCUCAAAAUCGCACCCUACUUGGUUAUGUAUUUGAAACUACACGGAACCUUUCUUUUGUAUUCAGUAACGUUAAGUGUAUGCCUAAUUUGGGUAUGGAAAUUUGUUCCCGAAACCAAAAAUAGAACUUUACAAAGUAUAGAAGAAAGUUACUUAAAUAAGAUUAAGGCAGAAAGUGUAGAACCUCAACCGGAGAGUCAAGCUAAUUUAAAUGUGAGGCUGGUAUUAAUUCAAAAGCCCCUAGAAUCAAACGAUGUACUUCAUACAGUAGUACCUGCUGAGGUAAUCCAGAGCCUUCUGGAACAUAAGGAAUGUAUUACUUAAAAUAUGUCUAAGUGUAAUCGAACUAACUGUGAUACAUUAUUGUAAUAAUAUCGCUGGCGGUAAUUAGUGGCAAGAUGUGAAUUUCAAGUGAAAAUAUAUGGCACAUUUUGUUGAACCUAAAAUGUAGUCCUAUCAAUACUACAAUGUAACAUACUUAAGCAACUAAAGAUAACAUGUAAAUUACUAUCAAUUAAUUCAAGUAACAACAGACUUCUUUAGCUUUCUAAAUUUUUAUCUGGUUUUAAUAUUUUAUUGUACUUUAAUAUAUGCCUUAUAUAUUUUUUUAAAAUAUUGUUAUCUACAUUAAUUAUCCCGAUUGUGUACUGCUUUUUUUCGGUCUUGUCGGUCCUGCUGACUCUGCUGCUGACGCCUGUUGUGUUUUUACGAUGCAUAUAUAACAUUUGCUAUUGCAAACCCGGGAUUUGAAACCAAAGUUGCAGUUGAACAGCUAGUAAGCCACUGGACUACUAAGGCAGUGUAAUAAAAAUAAACUGAGUUAACUGGUGUGUAUUUUUCAAGCAAUAUCAGUUUAAUUACUUUCGAGUCAACAUUUGUACAGCUCUUCAGUUCGGAGACAAUUAUUGUCUACGAUCACUGUCUCAAAUAAAUAACGUU
Messenger RNA from Pieris brassicae (large cabbage white), 2301 nucleotides. Its product is annotated as facilitated trehalose transporter Tret1-like. Gene Ontology annotation, molecular function: transmembrane transporter activity. Lineage: Eukaryota; Metazoa; Arthropoda; Insecta; Lepidoptera; Pieridae. The transcript is spliced from 3 exons. Gene Ontology annotation, cellular component: membrane. Gene Ontology annotation, biological process: transmembrane transport. The record is from RefSeq and is a predicted model, not a curated record. Bases 151 to 1686 code for a protein of 511 amino acids.